AUGUCCAAGGCUACGGGGGGCGCGGCGGCGGCGGCGGCAGCAGCAGGGGCUGAAAGUUCCUCCAGUCCAGCCGCGUCUGCCGCGGUCGAGGACCUGUCCAAAGUGUCCGAUGAGGAGCUGCUCCAGUGGAGCAAGGAAGAGCUGAUCCGCAGCCUCCGCCGUGCGGAGGCAGAGAAAGUGAGCGCGAUGCUGGACCACAGCAAUCUCAUCCGAGAGGUGAAUCGUCGCCUCCAGCUGCACCUCGGCGAGAUUCGCGGCCUCAAGGACAUUAACCAGAAGCUUCAAGAAGACAACCAAGAGUUGAGAGAUCUUUGUUGUUUCCUGGAUGAUGAUAGGCAGAAGGGAAAAAAGGUGUCACGUGAGUGGCAGAGACUGGGCAGAUAUACAGCCGGGGUAAUGCACAAGGAAGUGGCCUUAUAUCUGCAGAAACUGAAGGAAUUAGAAGUGAAGCAGGAGGAGGUUGUCAAGGAGAACAUGGAGCUCAAAGAGCUCUGUGUGAUGCUGGACGAAGAGAAAGGUGGCUGUGCCGGCAGCCGGAGCUCCAUUGACAGCCAGAUCAGCCUGUGCCAGCUCACGGCUUCCAGUGCCCCCUACGUGAGGGACGUAGGGGAUGGCAGCAGCACCUCCAGCACAGGGAGCACCGACAGCCCCGACCACCACAAGCAUCAUACAGGCAGCAGCCCCGAACAUCUCCAGAAACCUAGGGCGGAGGGGAGUCCAGAACACUCAAAGCACAGGAGUGGGAGCCCAGAACACCUGGCCAAACCGAGGGUUUCUGGGAGCCCAGAUCACCAGAAACAGCUCAAAGGACCCAGUCCAGAGCAUCACAAAACCAUAGCCAAGGGCAGCCCUGAGCCGCAGAAGCACACGGGUGGUAGCCCGGAGACGCUGCCAAAGCAUGUGAUAAGCAGCAGCCCUGAACAUUUUCAGAAGCACAGACCCGGCGGGAGCCCGGAACACCCAAAGCACGGCAGCGGUAGCCCUGAGCACCUUCAGAAACACAUCUUGAGUGGGAGCAUGGAGCACCUUCCACGGGUGAGGGGGACCAGCCCUGAGCAUCUCAAGCAGCAUUACGGGGGAAGCCCGGAUCAUCACAAGCACAUGGGCGGAGGAGGCAGCAGGGAAGGCACCCUCCGAAGGCAGACGCCGGACGACUUGUCACCUCAUCACAGGAGUGUGUACAGUGGAAUGAAUGAAUCAACCUUGUCCUAUGUUAGGCAGCUGGAGGCAAGAGUAAGACAGCUGGAGGAGGAGAAUCGCAUGCUGCCCCAGGAAACCCAGAAUAGAAGGCAACCUCCAACUAGAAACAGCUCAAAUAUGGAAAAAGGCUGGGGGUCCAGAGCCCGGCGGGUCUGGCUGUGGUGGCAGGGGUGCCGAGGAAUAGGAAGAUGCCUGCCCACUUUCCCGGGUCCUUUUAGGUUGCCAUCAGGGGCUGAUGGGAAUAACAGUUCACCCACCUCUCCAGCUAGCUUCAGCGGACAUACCACACCUUCUCAGCAACCUGAACCAGUGGUACAUACUCUUAAGGUCUUGGAUGUUCAGGAAAAUGUAGAUCGUCAACAGGGUAAAGAGUAUGACCAUGACCUUAGUGAGACAGAAAAAGCUAUAGUCAGAGAAAUGUGCAAUGUUGUGUGGCGGAAACUUGGAGAUGCUGCAGGUUCCUGUCCUGGAAUUAGGCAACAUCUGUCUGGGAACCAAUACAAAGGACCAAUGUGAGAGGACUCCUGAGUACAAGGAGAUUAGCACUGGUGGUGGGAGAAAAAAGAAGACAUGAUUUCCACACACCUGGAUUCGUAGGGGUUAAUGAUAGGGUGGCUGUAUACCACAUCAGUGUCUUCUUUGGAAACUUCAGAACAG
Molecule: messenger RNA, 1857 nt
Organism: Gracilinanus agilis (Agile Gracile Mouse Opossum)
Lineage: Eukaryota; Metazoa; Chordata; Mammalia; Didelphimorphia; Didelphidae
Gene: CCDC85A
Product: coiled-coil domain containing 85A
Exons: 7
Coding region: 1-1716 (571 amino acids)
Biological process (GO): negative regulation of DNA-templated transcription
Cellular component (GO): nucleus
Source: RefSeq, a predicted model, not a curated record